GAUCAACCUUAUAAUGUCAACUUACGAAAAUAAGGGUUCGAGCCGUAAGGGUAAUACGGCCAAGAAGGGUCAAGCCCAUCAAAACUCGACGAGUUGGAAAGCCAACAAGAACUCCAAAAAGUCAUUGCAGAUCGCUAACUUACCCGUUUACGGUCUCUGUAAACGUUGUACCGACGUUAUUUUGUGGCGUAAGAAGUACAAGAAGUAUAAGCCUUUAACCACUGUCAAGAAAUGUACUUGUUGUGAGGAAAAAGCCAUCAAGGAGGCAUAUCAUGUUCUCUGUGAUAACUGUGCUCGUACAAAGGGUGUUUGUGCUAAAUGUUUAGAAUCCAAAGAGAUCUUAAAUACUAAGGACGAAUUCAAAUCAAAUGCUGAUGAAAUGAGAGAAGCUCAAGAAAAGGAGCGCAUGCUGGAUAGAAUGACACUUCGUCAAAGAAGAAGUUACUUGCGUAAAUUAGAAAGAGGUGACGAUGUAGCUGAUAUUGAAGCCAAGAAUGAGGAAGAAGAUUUCGAUUUUGAAGAAAGUGAUGAAGAAGACGAGGAAGAGGAGUAGAUUUUUGUAAAUUAUUUAAAUAAUAAAAAAU
This is a messenger RNA of Mucor mucedo, 584 nucleotides long. RefSeq lists its product as uncharacterized. Lineage: Eukaryota; Fungi; Mucoromycota; Mucoromycetes; Mucorales; Mucoraceae. The transcript has 3 exons. Bases 14 to 553 code for a protein of 179 amino acids. The record is from RefSeq and is a predicted model, not a curated record.